Vespula vulgaris is the source of this 11998-nucleotide messenger RNA. It is a transcript of the gene Fife, whose product is annotated as regulating synaptic membrane exocytosis protein 2. Gene Ontology annotation, cellular component: presynaptic membrane; cytoskeleton of presynaptic active zone. The transcript has 30 exons. Gene Ontology annotation, molecular function: transmembrane transporter binding; small GTPase binding. NCBI's taxonomy places the organism in Eukaryota, Metazoa, Arthropoda, Insecta, Hymenoptera, Vespidae. The record is from RefSeq and is a predicted model, not a curated record. Gene Ontology annotation, biological process: positive regulation of synaptic transmission; calcium ion-regulated exocytosis of neurotransmitter; regulation of membrane potential. The coding region runs from base 1814 to 5278 and encodes 1154 amino acids.
GAUCGACUCUUAGAAAAAUGACGAAGAGAAAGAAAAGGACGAUCUUUCUUAAAAGUUUCUUUCGAGUUUCUGAAUACAUCGUAAUUCUAACGAGAUAUUCACUCGUUAUUUCUUACGUUACGAUCGACAAAGAUAAAGGUAAUCGUCUUCAGACAAGAUGACGCAGCAUACGAGAAUGAUGCUCGACGAUCUUUCCGCAAGCUUUGUUCGAAAGUUCUUAGUACAUCGUGAUUUCAAGGAUAUUUUUGUUAACGAUUUCUUACGUUUUACGAGCUUCAAGGAUAAAGAUGAUCGCCUUCAGGACGAGAUGAUGCAGCACACGAGGAUGAUACUCGACGAUCUUCUGUCCAAAUUUCUUAAUACAUCGCGACUCCAAGGAUAUUCUUGCUGAGGAUUUCUUACGUUGCACGAGUCUACAAGGUUAUAGAUGAUCGCCUUCAGGACGAGAUGAUGCAGCACACGAGGAUGAUACUCGACGAUCUUCUGUCCAAAUUUCUUAAUACAUCGCGACUCCAAGGAUAUUCUUGCUGAGGAUUUCUUACGUUGCACGAGUCUACAAGGUUAUAGAGAUUAACUUCACUCUGCCUUUCAACAACGAUCACGUGGGACUUGAAUAUAUUUCUUGGAGUAGGAGAACCCCGUUAACGAGCGUAAUCCGUUCUUUGACGUGAGCAACGAACGGGUACGAUGACGCAGUUACGAUCGAUUUUGCGAUUCGAAAGCUUUCAAACUGGUCCUGAAAAAAAAUACUGAUUUAUGUCAGCCGAAUAGAGUCAAGAAAAACUAUCCAUCGAUAGAUGAAGAGUUAUUAAUUAUUGAUUGUGCCUACAAAAUGGAUACAAGCCGAUUAAAAAAUCAUGUCAUCUUCAAGAUGGAUAUAUCUGCAAGAGAGAAACAAUUUAGAAAAAACGACGAGUAUUGUUCCUUGAUACUUUAAGAUUGACUAAUCUUUGACGGAGAUCGAAGAAAUCUUUUUAAAAAGGAAAUAAAAAAAUAGAGAAGAAACUAAAGGGCAUGUUUACCAAGGAGAUAUUAAAGAGAAACAUCGUAGAAACAACCAAGGAAGAAUAUAAUGGCACUGAAUAAAAUUGACAGAAAUGACGAUGAUAUCUCGACGAGAUUAAGAGAAAUAUAUAUAUAUAUAUAUAUAUAUAUAUAUAUAUAUAUAUACACACUCACACACACACAACAUUUCAAGAUAGCUUCGGUCGCUAGCUACCCCCGAGGGCGUUGGCAAAUAAAAUAAGAUCAAAGAAAGAAAUAGAAAAAAGGAAAGAGGAAAAUUUGAAUGUGGGUGGUUCGUUGAUAGAAGAAAGAAGAGUUUAAACAAAAAUAUUAAGUAAUGUCGUCCUCGUUGAUGAAGUCCGAGGAGCCUGGUGGCUCAGAAUUAAAAUCAGCAUCGAUAAUAUUAAUGAAAGAAGAGACAGAAACGACAGGAUUCGACGAAGUUCUUACGAUAUUGUCCUUGUGAAAAUUCCUUCUUUUAUUUCCGUUAAAGUCUUCUCCUUUUUCUUGGUUUUGUUUUCUUUUUUUAUCUUUUUUCCUCUUCUCCUUUAUCUCUAUCUAUCUUACUCUGCAUCCUUUCUAUACACUUUAACAAGUACUUCAAAAAGGCUCUUCGAAAGAAGCAACAUCGACAUCGACGAUUGAGAGACGCAACAGGGACGUAAAAAGUUUUCGUCAUCUUGCUCUCUCUCUCUCUCUCUUUCUCUCUCUCUUUCUCUCUCUUUUUCUCUCUCUCUCCCUUCCUCUGAGCAGUCCUUUAUAUUCUUUCUUCUUUCUUCGACGUCGUUGAAAGUGGACAGCCGUCAGGAUGUUGCCCGCCAACGUGAUGUCCUUCAUGAAAAAGAUGGUGACGACGCAAUCGGAAUCAGGUACGACCGGUGCUGUUACACCGGAAGAGAGUGGAACAACAUUCAGCAAGUUGCGACAACUGGGUAGCGGAUUAAUGAUGGUAACGGGAAACGUCACAAAGUUGGCCCCAGCUAAAGUAACCCCAGUCGAGGAGAUACAACCAAAAGAAGAUACCAUCGAUGCUAUUAUAAAAAAGCCUGAGGCAGGAAGUAAAACGAGCAGCGGUGAAGAAUGUAGAGUUUGCCGGAAAUCCUUUGGACCGGAAGAAGCUUCGAGGACUUGCUGCGAAUGUCAACACAAAGUUUGCGAGGAUUGUGCAUCGUACUCGACGACAACGAAUUCAGACGAUCAGUCAUCUUGGAGAUGCAGCGUUUGUCGUCGAAAGAUUGCCUCAAGGGACCAGCCAAUUGUGACGCAAGAGUCAACAGAUUCUCUUCUCGAAGUACCGAUUCUUGAAGCAUUGCAAAGAAGACAUAGCGAUGCAAGACUCGGUUGUCAAAGUGGCAGUCAACUAGGUGGUAUUGGAAGUGGCUUGGCACCACCAAGAAGCCCAGAAUUACGAAGACACUCUGAUGUAUCGCCUGCCAGCUUGAAGGAACUCGAAAAGUUUCGAAAGGUUGCAGGGGAGCGCCGAGAGGAUCUAAAAUGGGAGAGAGAUCUCGAUCGUAAGAGUAAAUCUAGAGGUGGAUCACCGGACCGUCAUCAAGCGGAUAGAGGAAGAGGAACGAGUCCUCAGAGGGUCGUCAAGAGUUCUCAGCCUACAGUAGAAUCGGAAAUGGCGGGUUCAGGUGACUUGGAUGAUGAAGAGGAACGAAGACGACGUGCCCGUCGUAGUAGUAGUGCAGUCCGUCGUAAAUCUUUUGUGACAAGACAAAGAUCUUACGACGACGAGAUCAAACCAGCUGGGACAAUGGCCGGAAGUACUAGUCAGUCUCCACAUCCGGAUACUGGCCUUGGACUUCCGGUACAAUUGCCAAGACGUGCUUCGGCCUACGACGUUUACACGCCACCCGGAAGUGCUGGCUUGAACGCGGCCGCCAUUGCUUCGGCUCAACAAAGGGCCUCCAUUUCGGCUCAAGGUGCUCGUGAACCGGAAGACAGACCAAUUACACGUAGGGCAUCAUUUCGCACGGUGAAACCAAUGUUACCAUACGAGGUUGGUGCUGAUGAAGAGAAAAUCAUUAACAUGGAUCCAACACCGGUUCCUGUGGUCCAACAAACAGUAACACAAUCGCCUGUUUUAAUACCUGACGAGGAAAGACGUUCCAGACGAAGAGGAUCACAGUUACCAGACAUAAACGCGAUAAGGGCACUAACAUCAGCUCCAGGAUCAGUCAAAGCCGCACAACCAGCUGCCGUCAGCAGAGUCACAACAGAGGAACGUGACUUACCUAGACAAGGUAGUCUCGUUGAUGGGGAGGGCAUUAAGAUCGUUAUUCAUGACGUCGACAGUGAUCUAGUGCCACGAGUGAACACGAAUAGAAGAGUGAAGCUGAGGAGAGACCCGGUCAUGGACAAAGGACACAGAACACGCGGUUUUGGCAUGAGAGUUGUGGGCGGGAAAACAGGAGCCGACGGUCGUACUUUCGCAUAUAUCGUUUGGACCGUUCCCGGUGGUCCAGCUGAAAAAGCUGGACUCCAGCAAGGCGAUAAGGUAUUAGAAUGGUCAGGUGUAUCCUUGAUCGACAAAAGUUUCGAGGAAGUUGCACAAAUCAUUGAACGUACCGACGAUAUCGCCGAACUCGUCGUCGAACAUGCAACAGAUAUUGUAGGUGAUUUACUGGACGAUCCUGGAAUGAUAUCGUCUUCUGGAAAAACAUCCAACAUGGGUCUUUUAAUGGAAACCGAAACGGACAAAACACCGUCCUCACCGACGCGCAGGAAACUGCCAAAAACGCCGGAACAAAUCGCAAAAGAGAGACAAGUGACCGGCCGUGUCCAGAUUCAAGUAUCCUAUGAGAACGAACGUAAAGAGCUGAUCGUCUCAGUAUUCACUGCUGAUGAAUUAUGUGCCAGAGAAGAUACUGGUUACGGAACGUUACCCGAAGCAUAUGCCAAGUUGAUUCUAGUCCCAGCUUGGUACGUUCAACAUACGAUACGCGAUCAAGCCACGUUGAAAACUGUGGUGGCUGAGCCAACCCAAAAUCCAAUAUGGAAUUCAACCUUAUUGUUUCCUGGUGUUGACGGUGAAAGUCUGAUGGAUAGAGCGAUCGAAGUAUCUCUUUGGGAUUAUUGUCCUGAGGGUGAUAACGUUUUUCUCGGUGAAUGUACGGUUGAUUUACAAAAAGCAUUGGAAAAUGAUCGUGCCGUUUGGUAUCGAUUGGAGGAUCCACGAGGUCUUCGUUCUGGUAAAUCGCCAUAUUGUUCGCCACGCGGUUCAUUGUCGAUGGAAGUCGCACAAAGAUUCUUAAGAAAGAACGAACUACGUGAGAGAAGUUACAGCGACGAUACACAGAGCGACAGCGGAAGUCCUGAACUUUGUUUCUUACAUCCCGAUCAUGCUUGGCACGUAAAUUCGAGACGUGGCUCCAGCCAGUCGGAACAACUCGAAGUCGAGCCCUAUGAACUUAAUAGGGAUUACAGUAGAUCUUUGCCUGGAAGUCGUCGAAGUAGUUUCCAAAGUCAAUGUGGAACUGAUAGUAAACGUGGAAGUAUGGGUGAGGCAGAUAUGCCGAUCGUCGUACAUUAUAAUCGCGAACGACGACGUAGCUCUUGUACGAGACAGAUGAGAGAUCCUGAAGAAAUAUUAGAAGGCCUUCGUACUUUGAAAGCCGCUAAGGGUGAAUUAAACAGAACUAUGAGUCUUACCGGAGAUAAAAGACGCGGAAGCCGUGAGUAUAAACGGCGGGGUGAGCGCAAAGAGAGCAUCAUGGAUAUUCCUGAAAGAUUCUUGGAUCGAAGUAGUGAAUCGGAUGAGGACGAUAAAUGGAGUCUGGCAGCUAAAACUGAGAAUGGUCUCGACUUGAAGCUAGGACGAGGUCAAGUUCUACCGAAAGGCUUCAAAAUGAUAAGUGGUCCACAAUACGGCGAAGUGAAAUUAGGUUUUUGUUUGAGCAAGGGUACUCUCGAGGUUGAAGUUAUCUGCGCGAGGGAUAUCUGCCCAAAGGAAAAGGAUGAACCCGAUACUUACGUGAAGACGUAUUUACGAGACGGUGAAAGAUGGUUGCAGAAAAGAAAGACAAGAGUUAUUCGACACACACGUAAUCCUCAAUAUCGUCAGACCUUGAAAUACAACAGUUGCGAUGCCCUCGGUAGAAAUCUUUUAAUAAUGUUGUGGGCAAAGAAACAAGGAUUUGAGAGUAAUCAAGGUUUGGGUGGAGCCGAAGUGAACCUUGAACUGUUGCCAUUAACUCGUUUGACCGUAGAUUGGUAUACUCUCUUCCCGAUCCAUACGUUAGGCACACAAACAGCAGACUCGCCAUGAUGGCUAAGGGAAAAAUGGGCUCUCGAAGCUGGCGAACUUGACCUCAGAUUGAGUCUUUUACUCAAAGAUGAGGGCGAGUCCGUCGUUAAGAUCAUCUCUUGAUGGAAAUCCGGGCUAAUUGUAUCUUACAAACGAGAAAAUUUUAUUUUUCGUGUUCAUUUUCUGAUUAAUAUUUAUUUUAUUUAAAGGAUCACUGUGAGUUAGCAAUGAAAAUUAUUUUCUUUUUUUUUUCUUUCUUUUUUUUUUUAUGAAAUUUAAUAAAGAAUGAAUAUACGAUAACCUUAAAUUUAAUAAUCAGUACGGGCCUAAAGUUGCUAGAUGAUUUUAAUAAAUGGAAAUCUUUCGUCAACGACUUUUUAAGACUAAUUUUAUUAAGAAAAAAAAAAAAAAGAUCGAACGAGCUAGGCUUGUUUGCGAAUUUGCGAUCUGUAAGAAAAGGAAAAAGUUAGUACUUGAAAAAUCUUGAAGAGGAGUAAAUUAUUUUUUAAAUCGUCUAAUAACUUUUAAAUCAUCUAAGAGGACUUUUGAUGCCCAUUUUAUUUAUAUAUACAUAUAAAUAUAAAUCCAGCAGCAAAGGUUAAUGAUUUGAUCUAUUUUUUUUUUUAUGCGAAUUAAUUUUCUGCAUUUGUAUCGACAAUGACAAUCAUAUCGAGACAAUUAUUCUAUGUAGUUAAUCGGAAGAAGACAAUCAAAAUUAUGCUAAAUUUUGUCCUUUUUUUUUUUUGUUCCUUUAUUUAAAAUAUUUCUUCGCUGCUCACAGUGAUCAUAAUAAGUUAAACUUUGUAAAGUAUUAAGUUCUACGAUAAUUUUCACUAUAAUGUUGCGUCCAAUUCGUGUUCCUCUACCAAAACAACAUUGAAAAAAAAUCAACAGAUUUAUUACAAUUAUCUAAAUAAAUAAUAAUGCAGAAAAAUAUACACGCAUAUAUAUGUAUAUAUAUUAAUAAUUAAUUUUAUAUAAAUUAAUAAUUAUAUAAUUAAUUAUUAUAUACGCAUUAUAAUAAUAAUUAUUAUAUAAUAAUAUUUUUAUUAUUAUAAUUCAUUUGUGUAUGUAUAUGUGUAUGUACAUACAAUAUCGAUUAUAAUAAUUAUUAUAUAUAAUUUAUAUAUAUAAAAAAAAAGAGAAGAAACAAAUUUAUAUAAAAUUAAUCAUUUUGAAUAUUAAUAAUCGAACAAAAUCGAUCUCUGAAGCAAUAUACGUACAUAAAAAAAAAAAAAAAGAAAUGACACGUAUGAUCCAAAAUUAACACACAUACGCACACACACUGACAGACAGACAGACAGACAGACAGACAGACAGAGACAAAAAAUAAUAUGUCUAUAUAAUGGUUUCAGCAAUAAAAGCGUACCUGCGUUCAACUCGUUGUUUCGAACGACGCGCGAAUAUUAUGAUCGAUAAAAACAAUUAUUUUUCUUCCGAUUUUAUCGUAAAAAGAUUAAAGGAAAAAGAAAUAGAAAAAGGAGAAAAAAUAAAGAAAUUCAGAAAUUCAGAAAGAAAAGAAAAAUAAAAAGGAAAAAAAUGUUGUAUGGGAAGAGCGAACGUGAGCCACGUAACAUCGAUGAUCGAUCGAUGUUUAUAUAAGAUUGAACAAAAAUAUAUACAUAUAAAAGAAGUAUACAAACGAGAUACCAUUUUUCCCAAAAUCUGUAAAGGAUUAUGAAAAAAAAAAAAAUCAAAUUGAUCGAACGAUAUAAACGAAACUCGAUCGAUUGAUUUUGUAAGGCCUUAUCGAGACAUUUCUGAUUAAAUCAGUACAGUAUUUAGAUCGAGUCUCGUUGAAAUCUAAUUUUGUUCUCUAUUCCUUUUUUCUGAAUUCUUCGUAAUUUUUUAUUCUUGUUUUAUAUAAAUCUAAUGAAUAAAAAAAGGCCGAUGGAACCGUCGAUUAUAAUGACGAAUUUUUAACAUUCUCAUUAAAACAAAAUUAAAACAUUGUUUUCUUUUUUUUUUCUCUUUUCUUUUCUUUUUCUUUUUUUUUUUUUUGUUUGCUUUUUUUUUUUUUUUAAUCAUCAUCAAAGAUGACAAUCAAGAUCAUCGAGAUUUAAAACGACAGAAUUUAUUUACGAAUUGAGAAAUAAACAGACAACAAUAAGAUAGAGAAAUAAAAAAGUGAAGAACAAAAAUAAGAUAUGUAAACGAUAUCGAUGGUUUCUCGCCUUAAAUCAUUUUAAACGAAAAGACAAUCGAUUUAAUAAAUAAAAAAUAAAUAAAUAAAUAAAUAAAUAAAUAAAUAUAAUAAAUGAAGAGAAUGCUCGCUGGUCGAGUUCGAAAGACAUGGAUUAAUGAUCACAGGUGAGGGAAGAGAGUAAAAUGUGAGAAGAAGAAAAAGAAAAAGAAAAAGAAAAAGAAAAAGAAAAAGAAGAAGAAGAAGAGGAAGAAAGAAAAAGAAAAGAGAAGAGAGAAGAAGAGAAAUAAAGAAAAGACAACUAACAAAUGAAGUCGAGACUUAGCAGCCAAUUCGAGUAAUAUACAAGAAAGAAGAAAUUUGGUGUUUAGAGGUCGCACAAUUUUUUUAGUAGUUAGUACGAUAUAUCAACAUAUAGCGCAAGAAGUGUAUUAUUUGGAGGAUAGUUUGAAAAUUUGGCCAUUGCGUGUUCUUUCGAUUUGAAGAAAAAGAAAAAAAAAAAAAAUUAAUUUAAAUUAAAUUAAAAAAGAAUCAAAGAAGAAAAAGAAAAUUAACGAACAGUGUUUUAUGUUGAAGUUUUUCCAACGUAAUUUAGUAUUUAUAUUAUUUAUUGUUAUUAUUAUAUGUUAUACAUUAUAAUGGUGUAUAAAUUAAAAAUUAUUAAGAUUCCUGAUUUAAAAGUGAUAUAAAAAAUAAUCUUAAUAAAAUAUUUAAAUUACGAAUGAUUAUAUAACAUAUAAUAAUAAUAAUAAUAGUAAUGGUAAUAUAAUAAAUUUUAACAGCAAGUUCAAAAAUAACAAUAAUUUAAAUAUUUAAUUAAUACGAAUCAUUGAAUUAAUUCGUUUAAUUUAUCUCAUGAUUGGUAAUGAAAUAAAGGAAAUGAUUGUUUAAAAAAUAAGACCAAAGCAAUGGCCAACGUGAUGUAAAUAUAUAUAACAUAUGUAUAUAUAUAUAUAUGUAUGUAUAUCAAAUAUAUAUAUGUAUAUAUAUAUAUAUAUACAUACAAACAUUUAAACUGUAGAAUAUAAUCCUUUAUAUAACAAAAAGGAAGAAUAUAAAAGAGACCGUGAAUUGUUCAGACAUAUUGCGCUUACCCCGCCCGAAGUAGACAUAGGUGAUGAUUAAACGUGAUACUAUCGAACACUUUAAUUUUAACGACCUAAAGAUAUAUAGUAUCUUCGUGACCUUUUACAAAAUACCGAAAAUAAUAUAACGAUCGUAUUAUUAUUAUUAAUAUUAUUAUAUAAAAAUAUAAGAUGAUAUGUGCGAGCAAUCCAUAAGUGUAAAGGAUAUUGUCUAAAAAGUUUAGAUUCUAAAGAAAACCGAUGUCGUUAGAGUAACAACAAUAAAUUAUUAUAUUUUUAUAUGACGACUCCAUUGCAUUUAUUUCAUUAUUUUAUUUUAUUUUAUUUUAUUUGUUUUUCUUAUUCUCUAAAGCAACAACAAAAAUUUUUGUUCUUCUAUAUAUAUAUAUAUAUGUAUGUAUAAGAUAAAAAUAUAUAUGUUGAUAUAAAUAUAAAAUAUAUUAUUACAUUAUUAUAUGAUACAGACGUAUAUAUACAAGAAAAAAAAUAAAUAUUGUCAAGUUACGAUGGAGUCGAUAUAAAAAUAUGAUAAUUAUUAAUAAAAAAAGAAAAAAGAAAAAAAAAAGAAAAAGAAAAGAAAAGAAAGAAAUAGGACACACGCGCCUAAAUUAUUUGUCGAGAGAAACGUGAUGAAUAAUCAAAACGUACAUAUGUGUGUAUAUUGCUGACACGUUAUUAGAAAAUGGUGUGUCAAUGUUCCCCAUAUCACAAUAAUUAUCAAUGUGAAUACAUGUGUAUAGAUAAUGUAUGUAUGUAUAUGCGCGUAUGCGAUAAAAUUCAGAAUGUUAGAUAAACGUACGUAUGUAUUGUCAAAGAUGAUAAACGACUAGACUAUAGUUAAAUAACAAAACCAAAAACAAAAAAAAAAGAACAAAAAAAAAAUGAAAAUACUAUGAUCGCAAUCACAACAGUAUACUCGAUCUUAUCUUCUAAAUAUUCUUAUCAAAUAACUUGCAUAUAUAUAUAUAUAUGUGCGAGUAAUGUGCACAGUUUAUGUCAACAAUUAUUAACAUCCGGUUAAAAACUCCUUCAAAAAAAAAAAAAAAAGAAAAAAAGAAAAAGAACAGAAAGAAAUACGACGACCUUCUUUUCUACUCUCUAUAUCUUUCUAUACUGAUAAUGGAAUAAAAAAAGAAAAAAAAAAUAGAAAAAAAAAUCCAAUCUAAACUAAAUCCUAAAAAAUUAAAAAAGAAAAAGAGUAAAAAUAAAAAAAAAAAAAACAAUCUUUACGCUUUCCAAACUAAUCAAUCUUUCUUUAUACAUAGAUAACAUAAUUACAUACGUAAAUAAUACAUAUUUACGAUAUCUGAUAAUAAUGCUGUGAGUUAUAUAGCUUGCACACUUCUUAUCGCAAAUAGAGUACGCCACUGAUAGAGAUUCCACCAUUAUGAAAUAAAUAUUUCAUUCGAAUAUAUCAACUAAAAGAUUCAAAAACGAUUAUCUCCAAUGUUAAAAGAAAGAAAAAGGGAGAGAGAGAGAGAGAGAAAGAGAAAGAGAAUGAGAAAAUAAAAAAAGAAAUAGAGAACAAUUUCUAAUCGUACUUUGAAAAGGUCUCGUAAAUAAAAAAUAUAAAAAAAUAAAAUAAAAUAAAUCAUUGAUCUCUAAAUCUAUAGAUUCUAUAUUUUAAUGAUGUCACUUCGAGUGUACAAAAUUUCAAUUUAAAAUUUCUUCUAGAAAGAGGAGAGAAAGAUAAAAGAAAAGAAUAAAAUAUGACGUUCAAAUGGAUUUUGAAUUAGAUAAAGAUAUUUUACGCAACGACUAUGAAAAAUUUCUUUAUUAAGCGUUUCAACGUUUCGCUAUUAAGCGUCGCAUAGACAAUCCUAACGGACGAUUAAAAAGCCUCUAUUUAUUGGAAAAUGAAAAGACUAUAUAAAAAUAUAUAAAUGUAUAUAUAUAUAUAUAUAUAUAUAUAUAUAUAUAUAUAUAUAUAUAUAUCGUGAUUAGCCUAACGCAUUGUAGAUGCGUUUUCUACUAAUUAUUCGAAUUAAUUAAAGACUAAUUAUCAACACCUGUUACUACUGUUACCGAUACUAGUAUAUUACAUACUUAUUGCUAUUAAUCUAUUCUAUUUACUAUUGAAAUUCUCUUUAACUAUAGCUUUACGCAAUUUACUGGCCAUAUAGUGAAUAUACAAGUUUUAUAUAUGUAUAUACAUGUAUUCAUAUAUAUAUAUAUAUAUAUAUAUAUAUAUAUAUAUAUAUAUGUAUGUAUUAUGCGACAAAAAUUAGAGAACGUUUAUAUCAAUUAUAUAAAAAAAUUUGCGAUCGAAUUAAGUAAAUUUUUUUUCUUUUCUUUUCUUUUCUUUUCUUCAAAAAAAUCACGUAGAAAAUAUUCACGAGAAAUUUAAAUAUGGAAUGAUAAGAAAUUGAUAAAUUAAUCUAUCAAAUGAAUUUUUUACGAAUUAAUGAAUACGUAAAUUGUUAAUCAUUUUCAAAAAAUUAUGGUAGUGUUCAGUAUUAUAUAAUCAAUUACUAUCAUUUAAGAUUACGUUAUUAAUUAUUUAGGAUUAUUAUCGACUUUCUGUAAUUUAAUACGUGGUGCCUGAAAACAGGCAAUACUUCGUACUUCGUUGAUAAUGUAGCUUAAGAGUGCCUUUUAUCAGUGAAAAAAAAAUUUGUAAGCCCCUUUAAAAAUGCUAUCCAUUCGUACAUACGUGUAACAAUAAAUUCUCAUACUUAAGUCUCUUAUUAUGUUACCUAUUGUAAAAACUUACCGACAAAUUUAUUAUUACCGACUUGUAAUACUCUAUUAGCUACAUUACCGACAAAGUAUAAAACUGCCUGUAUCGAUACGACAUACAUUUAAUAUUGAAAAGCGAAAUGCUUUGCUAAUGAAAAUUCAAAAGUUCAUUUAUCUUCAAUUUUAUAAUAUUUUCAUGUUGUUAUUUGUAAUUUUUAUAGAUUAACAAAAUUCAACUUCGCUAUUGGCCAUUUUUAACAUCUUUGAUUAAUCUCUUGAACAAAAAGGACAAAAAUUUUUCUAUUUUUUUGUCUCUCGCUUGAUAACUUAUCAAAUGAUCUAUCACUGUUUCCUUUAAUUCUUUUUUAUCACAAUUAUUAAGUCAUAAUUUCAUAAUAAACGGAAUGGCCUAGACACUUAACAAUCGAGCAUAACCACCUCAGGUUUGCACUAUUAUCUAUUACUACUACACUACUACAUUACUACUAUUACUACUACACUACUACAUUACUACUACUACUACUACUACACUACUACUACUACUGCUAUUACUACUAUAUUAUUACUCUUACUAUACUACUGCAUUUCGCCUAAACUAAAAAAGAAGAAAAAAAAAACAGAAAAAAAAUGUAAAGAGGUUAGGUAAAAUAACGAUUAAUACAUUACAUAUAAAUACAUAAACGUGUACGACUAAAACGAAUGCUGUAUUAACUUUGACAAUCGAAUCUAUUAAUCCAAAAGAGAUCUUUAAAAAUCAUACGUAUAAAUAUAUACAACACAUAAAAAGAAAAAAUAUAUAUAAUAUAAAUAAACAUAUACAUAUAUAUAUAUAUA